AUGGCUGAUGCAUUAUCAAAUGGUCAUAGAAAAGGAAUGGAACGUAAUGAAAAGAAGACAUUUGUAUUUGGGUCAUCGACACCACGUGACCUCUCAUACAUGUGUAAUAUACCCGUAACGUUACGUGCUUACGAUUCAAAAAUUGAAUCAGUAAAGCGGUCAAAGGAUCAAACAUUGUCACAUUAUAUGCGACAGGCACGAUCAAUCAUCUGGCUAGGACAUUUCCAUAUGGCUGGCCAGUUCAGACUUGUGUUUUUCAUUAGUUCGGCUAUUAGGUUGCACUGUUUUCGUGUUUGCUUGGAAAUUCCAAAGGCUUGGCAACCAUUGCUAUUUCAGUCCAAAUGUCUUUGA
Molecule: messenger RNA, 351 nt
Organism: Acanthocheilonema viteae
Lineage: Eukaryota; Metazoa; Nematoda; Chromadorea; Rhabditida; Onchocercidae
Source: the annotation of a GenBank genome assembly